Molecule: messenger RNA, 465 nt
Organism: Paramecium sonneborni
Lineage: Eukaryota; Ciliophora; Oligohymenophorea; Peniculida; Parameciidae
Source: the annotation of a GenBank genome assembly
AUGUAAAAUGGUGAAAAAAUAGCUUGUAAUAUUUAAAAUUCUGAUUUGUAUAAAAUAGGUGAAAAGUAUUAAGAAUUUGAAAUCUGUAAAUUUUCUAUUAAUAAUAUUUGUAUAAAAUAUGAUAGUAUUGUCUUUUUAGGUUAUGAUAAAUAAAUUAAAUUCAAUUAUUUAUCAAACAACUAAAAUGAUAAUUUUAUUGGACAUUUGAAUUAAAUCAAAAUGAUUAAAUCUUCAUAUAAUAGUAAAUAAUAAUUAUCAGUAAAUGAAUGUAAUAUUAUAAUUUUUUGGUAAUAAAUAAACUCUACUUGGAAAAAGUAAUUAUAAUUUGUAUUUGAAUCUUAUUUUACUUAAAUUAUUAUAAUUAAAUAAAAAGAUUAAAUAGUAUUAUUGUAUAGUGAUAAAAUAAUUAUAUCAAGUCUUAAUAAUAUAAAUGCAAUAAUUAAAACUCUUUGUUAAUUUAAAUGA